AGCAGACGCAGCAAAAUUCGGAGAAACAACCACAGCGGCUAUGUGCCACUGUGCUGAUGGCUUUGUGCCGAUCUUUUAUUCAUUUGAAUUCUCCGUUGCAGCGUAUAAAUACAGCUAACCUUCUCUUCCCAAACUGCCCUUCAAGAUUCCAGAAAUUCACUGCGCGCUCACUCCCAGCUCCAUUCUCUUCACUGUCAUCAUCAUCCAUGGAUAGCCCACCAGAAGGUUACCGAAGAAAUGUGGGAAUUUGUCUUAUUAACCCCUCUAAGAAGAUCUUUGCUGCUUCAAGGCUUGACAUACCAGAUGCUUGGCAAAUGCCUCAGGGUGGAAUUGAUGAAAGCGAGGAUCCCCGAAAUGCUGCCAUCAGGGAAUUAAGAGAAGAGACUGGUGUUACGUCAGCUGAUAUUGUUGCUGAGGUGCCAUAUUGGUUGACAUAUGAUUUCCCACCAGAUGUCAGGGAAAAACUCAAGCGGCAAUGGGGUUCAGACUGGAAGGGUCAAGCUCAGAAGUGGUUUCUUCUAAAAUUUACUGGAAAGGACGAAGAAGUCAAUCUUUUGGGUGAUGGGACUGAAAAAGCCGAGUUUGGACAAUGGUCAUGGAUGUCACCCCAAGAAAUAGUUGAUCAUGCAGUGGAUUUCAAGAAGCCUGUAUACCAGGAAGUUUUGAAGGUUUUCUCUCCACAUCUUCAGUAGAUAACUCAAGUUUUCUACAGAUAUUUCGGGUCUAGCAAUUUAGAUUGUAUCAGCGCCACCUAUCACUUAAACUGAUGCAUGCAGAAAAGGCCGGACCCUAUAGAUGUUGAUGCCUCCAGCAUUGACAACAUCUUCUGCAAACAAUGCACGUCUAUACUGAAAUAAUUCUCUUAAACUUGCAAUUUCUGGUUUUGUAAUCUUGAAUCAGGAUAAUACGAGGCAACUACUUGAAUACUAUACCGGCUUCUGCAUAGUGUUUGAAACUUGGUUGCUGUUUGAAAACUUA
Molecule: messenger RNA, 978 nt
Organism: Sesamum indicum (sesame)
Lineage: Eukaryota; Viridiplantae; Streptophyta; Magnoliopsida; Lamiales; Pedaliaceae
Gene: NUDX26
Product: nudix hydrolase homolog 26
Biological process (GO): nucleoside phosphate metabolic process; ribose phosphate metabolic process
Cellular component (GO): chloroplast
Molecular function (GO): guanosine-3',5'-bis(diphosphate) 3'-diphosphatase activity; bis(5'-adenosyl)-pentaphosphatase activity
Source: RefSeq, a predicted model, not a curated record